This is a messenger RNA of Dendronephthya gigantea, 1922 nucleotides long. RefSeq names its product dual oxidase maturation factor 1-like. The coding region runs from base 173 to 1477 and encodes 434 amino acids. Gene Ontology annotation, cellular component: endoplasmic reticulum membrane. Gene Ontology annotation, biological process: protein transport. Lineage: Eukaryota; Metazoa; Cnidaria; Anthozoa; Malacalcyonacea; Nephtheidae. The transcript has 11 exons. The record is from RefSeq and is a predicted model, not a curated record.
AACCCACCAGGAAGCUAAUGUAAAAACGAAAACAAGCAGCACAGGAAUUUGCUGAUCGAUUUGAUAUACCAGGAAUUCUUUAACUAACCGUUUAUACUUUCUCAGAAAAAGCGAAAAUUCAGCUGAUAUCAGGCAGGAAGUGUAUAUCAAAUAUUGAAACUCUCUGGUAAAAAUGGGUCUCUACGACGCAUUUCGAACUAAACCAUUUCAAACAGCAUAUGGAGAAAAUAAAACUGCUGUAACAGUAGAUGUGUUAGAAGUUGGGUUGAUUCUAGCUUUCGUUUUGUUGGCGUUUUCAUUCUUGGUUGUACUGCCUGGCUUCCGGCAUAAAGAGCGUCUCUAUGUGACUAUUCGAAUUGUCGUCAGUUUGUUCAUUGGUGCAGUCAUAAUACUUUCCAAUUUCGGUAUGGAAUGGGAACACGCUGAAAUUGAGACGAAGACGUUGUACAAGGCUUUCUCGGGGAAAGAGAUCGAGGCACAUAUCGCUAUCAAGAUUGGUUUAAGAGGCGUUAACAUCACAAUGAAAGGUGUACCUGACGUGAAUGUCAAGCUGGACAAUACGACAGUUGAAAAAGUGGACUAUAACGAGAGAUUUCACUGGAACUCACCUUGGGGAUUGAGCAUAACUGCUAAUAUUAAUCGUGAAUUCCGCGAAGCCCAAUACAAAGGUCUACCUUACGCUAUAUUAUGGAUAGCCGAAUACUUCACUAUUGAUGGGGAGAAUAUCCGAUGGGGAAGAUCAUAUCGUAUGGCCGGGUUUUAUACCCAUAUUAUGUUAUGGACAGCCUUUGCGACAUGGUUGAUCACAAUUAUUCUCUUCUUCGUGGUGAUAUCUUACGGAGCAUUAUUCCUGGGUAUAACUGGUGGCAUCAUGGUGAUAGGAAACAUUAUCUAUGGUACACUGCGCUGGGGUACAGACUUAAAAAUACCGUUUAAUUCUCAUGCUAUACUGGAGCCAUCAUAUGGCUGGUGUUUUUACCUUUCCCUACUUACAGGUUUAGCCUGUAUAAUCCUGGCUGUGGUGAUCUACAUAAUUGAUCUAAUCAACCCGACAGCGACCGCUUCAUUCUUCAACAUCGAUAUUCUCACGACUUUCGAGGACGCUGUUUUAGUUAAGUCGAAACGUGAGUCCGAUGAAGAUGACGAUGAAGGUAUAGGAAGUGGGGAACCCCAAGAUAUAAAGCUUGUUGAACCAAAUGCCAAUGCUAAUGGUGAGCCGAGAGCUGAAGAUGGUGAAGAAGUUUAUGGGAAUAUUGAGACAAUCACAAAAUUCCGACCGCGCACCCGCACUGGACUGGGUUUGACUCGCCGUAACCCUCGAGCUCCACGUGCAGCUCCCCGGGCGAAACCGCCGCCACCCCCUGCUGACGAUAACGAUGAAGAUGAUGACAACCUGUACGCCAACGUUCCGAGACGGGGGGUGACAGUAAAAGUCACCAAUCCACAAUACGUCGAAAAAAAAUUCGAUCCACUGUAAACCGCACCCGCACCACCAUAACGGAUUAGCCAACGUUGCAUAUCUCUAUGAACCAUUUUACUUCAUGUUAUCAUUAUGUACUAAGUUGAUUUACCACGUUCAAACUGUCAAUGGCAUCUUAUUGGGUGUACGUUUAUAUAAAACUAAAUAUUUUUCAUUGCAAGUGCAUGGUAUCCCUAUGACAGGUAUAUAUAUGCGGCGUUCAGACACAGUGCCCUAGAAAGGGACCCACCUUUCAGAGGUAGCAUUCGAUAAUCUGCUUUGAGAGCCAGUUUGUACUUCGGGCACCAGUACCAGGCACCAAGUCUAAACGCAGUAAUUCAAUAUUUUUUAUAUCACCAUUCUUUCUAAUAAUUAUUCAUAUACUUUUAAAAUAUAAAAAUUUUUGCUUAUUCAAAACGUUUGUGACCACACGAAGAUCGCAUAGUGUUAAUGAAGGCUGUUG